Dendrobium catenatum is the source of this 2109-nucleotide messenger RNA. RefSeq lists its product as uncharacterized. The annotation marks the transcript as partial. NCBI's taxonomy places the organism in Eukaryota, Viridiplantae, Streptophyta, Magnoliopsida, Asparagales, Orchidaceae. The transcript is spliced from 2 exons. Gene Ontology annotation, molecular function: catalytic activity. The record is from RefSeq and is a predicted model, not a curated record.
UUCAAGCCAAAACGCGAUGAGGCUGCUCCUAUUCCGAUCUGUAUCAAGAUUGUGGACUUCUCGCUUCUGCUUUGGACCCCAACUGGCAUAUCCAAUAUUUCGAGCUUCUUUGGUAUUUCGAUUUUCGUCGACUCCUUUACUGCAAAUCGCUCUAGAUUGACUUUUGCAAGGGUAUGUGUUCUUAUCUCCAAAGACUCUACUUUACCUGAUGAAAUUCCAAUUGAAAUUGAUGGUGAGGAUCUUGUUUUGAAAGUUUUAUACGACUGGAAACCGGAUAAAUGCGAGGGUUGUGGAUCUUUAAUUCAUCCUUUCUCCCUCUGUCCUAAAAAUCCUAACCCGCAACCUGUCCUUCCUCCCCAGCGCCCUAAAAAUCGUGGUCGGAGCUCCUCCAUACCUCAUUCUACCAUGCCUCACAGAUCUCCAUCCAUCCUGCCUCCGACUAAACCCACCAAUAAGGUUGUCAACACCGAGACUAACAGUUACCUGCUAUUCUCUCUGGAUAGCCUCUGCCUGACCCGUCCAACUCUGCUUAGUUGGAAUGUUAGGGGUUUUAAUAACCUGGACAAAGUGAGUUUUUGCAUGUCCUUGAUCAACUCUCAUGAUCUCAAGCUUUUAUGUAUUUUGGAAGCCAAAAUAUCAACAUCCUCUGUUGAUGAUCCGUGGUUCUUGCGUUCUCAUCAUCUCUUUGAGAACGAAAGUAGUUGCAAUAAUUUUAUGGAUUCUACACCUGGUAGGAUUUGGAUUAAAUGGGACAACUCGGCUUUCUCAUUUCAACAAAUUUUCACCUCUUCUCAAUUAAUCUAUGGUAUGCUUUCGGUGGGAUCUUUCCCACCUAUUUUUCUUUCUGUCAUAUAUGCAGCUAACUCUGUGGAGGACCAAAAAAUUCUUUGGGAUCAAUUAAUGAAUUCUUCCCCUACAUUGGAUCAACCUUGGGUUGUUAUGGGGGAUUUUAAUUACUGCCGUUAUGAGUCUGAAAAAGUGGGGGGCUCUAUUAUUACUAGCAGUAGAUUGGGUGAGCUCAACAGCAUGAUUUUUAAUUGUGGGGUGCAAGACAUUACCUCCAUAGGUCUCUUCUUCACUUGGUUCAAUCAACGGGUGGAUAACCCCAUCCACAUCAAACUCGAUAGAGUCCUAAUCAAUAAUGCUCUUCUGGAUUUCCUGCCUAAUGCCUAUUACACUGUUGAACCUCCUCUUGGUUCGAAUCACUCAUCGCUGAUUUUCAAAUAUACUCAUCACAAGCCGAUUUCUGCUCGUUUUAUGUUCAAAAACUUCUGGAUUAAUAUGGAUGGGUUUUGGGAUGAUGUUUUGACUGCCUUCUCUUCUAGGUCCCCUAGAAGUUCCAUGGCUUCUUUUUGCCACAGUUUACAUUGGCUCAAGAGAACGCUUAAAAAUAGGCAUUGGGCUUCUUCUUCCUAUCUUUCUAAUGCCUUAUUAGAAAUGAAAAGAAAACAACAUCAAUGUUUGAUUGACAUCCAAUCUCAUCCCUUGGAUUUGGAGCAUAAUCAUUAUCUGAAGAAAAUUAAUGAUGAUAUUGCUUCCUUGCAAGCUCAACGGACAUCUUGGAUUGCUCAAAGGGCUAAAGCCUCAUGGCUUACACAUGGGGAAGAUGACCUUAGUUUUCUUUUUGUUAAGAUUAGAAGCAGGAAUAACAAGAACAACAUUAAAGAGAUUACUACUUCUGAAGGGCAUUUUACCAAAUUUCAGGACAUUUCUAAUGCUAUUGUUAAACAUUUUGAGGGCUUGUUUAACACUACCCAUACAAAUCUUGUUUUGCCUUUGAAAAUCCCUCAUGGAAAUUUGGUUCCUACUCAUUUUAAAGACAUGUUGGUGGCUCCUUUAACUUUGGGGGAAGUGAAAACAGUGGUUUUUUAUGGGAAUGAGAACUCUUCUCCUGGCCCUGACGAGUUUACCUAUGCAUUUUAUAGGAAAUCUUGGCAUCUCCUUGGGCUGCAAAUCUUCAAUGUGGUAAACAAUUUUUUCACCACUAGUUCUCUCCCUAAAGGGGUUAAGGUGACGGCUAUUGCUUUAAUUCCUAAAAGCACCCAUGCUUUAAGCAUUAAUGAUUUUAGGCCUAUAUCUUUGCAAUGUGUUAUACAAAAUUAUGGUUAA